AUGGCAAUCUUUGGAUAUCAAAACAAUUUUAGUAGUAUAAAUGUUCAAAACUUACAAAAAUUCGCUUUAUUUCGAUACUUUCUUAUACCUUUUGCUAUCUUUUUGACAGUGGUCCCCACGGGAAUCCUUUCACUUACACAACAAUAUCAACAAAAUCAAAAUGUCGUAACAUUUACAACAAUCAUAUCGUCACGAGAAGAAUUAUUUCAAGAAAAGAUAGGUGACACUUCGGGUGGUAUAGUGUUAAUUCCAAACCUAACUUUAAGCGGUGACUUUAUUUCUGCAUUUUUGAUCGUAUUCACAGGGCUACAAAUCCUUUCCGCUAUUCACAGUGUGGUGUUUAUAGAUCAAUGGAUUUUUGAAAUUUUAAGUGGCUCAUGGCAAAAAGCGUAUUUGUUCGAUUCCGAAUUGAUAAAAGAAAUUCAAUAUGAGUUUUCAUGUAAGGGAUACGCUUCGGUUGAUGAUCGAUCUGCGAAUAUGCCUUAUCGAUUUGAUGAAUGUUGUAGUGAAAUGUUGAAAAAUCGAUUUGGUGCACAAUUAUUUGAUGUAGCUAAAAUUGUAUUAUUGGCACGAUUUAUUCAGUUAAUUGGGGUUCUAAUACACGCUCAUAUAUUCAACCGGGUUAUAAUACACGAUAUCAUGAUGAUGUAUGCGGAGGAAUGUGAAGAUCAUUUUUAUGACGAAAAAGAACAACAUUGUAUAUCGAAUUCGUCAAAUUAUUCGGAGGAAGACAACAACGAUGGUUGGAUAAGUUCUCCAACUACUUCGUUACUACUUUCAAAGAUUUAUUUUGGACAAAUGUCUUGA
Funneliformis geosporum is the source of this 807-nucleotide messenger RNA. The record is from the annotation of a GenBank genome assembly. Lineage: Eukaryota; Fungi; Glomeromycota; Glomeromycetes; Glomerales; Glomeraceae.